AAAUGAAAUGGGCAGUUAUUUUGGUAAUGGGCUGAGAGUCUGGGGGAGGUGGCUCAGCUCUCGAGAAACAAGAUGAAAUUGUAGUCUGCUUUCCCUUUCGUUUCCGUAGAUUUUUAUAUAUAAGCACACGCACAAAACGCAGAGCGGCAGAGAGGUUUGGGGAGCAUCAAAUGGGGAGGGCUUUCGUGUACGUAAUUAUUGGAGGAGGAGUUGCAGCUGGCUAUGCCGCCCAUGAAUUUGUUAAGAGGGGCGUCUCUCACGGCGAACUCUGUAUAAUCUCUGAAGAGCCUGUUGCACCCUAUGAAAGGCCUGCAUUGAGCAAAGGUUACUUACUUCCAGAAGGUAUUUAUUCCCUCAGCAUAACAGAGCAGUUAUUUCAGUCUCCUUCACGAGUACCAAUGAGGAAAGACUGCCUCCAAAAUGGUACAAGGAAAAUGGUAAGUUUCUCUAAUGUAGCAAUUAAAGAGGCUGUUGUUACAGGUAUUGAGUUAAUUCUUAGCACUAGAGUCAAAUCUGCUGAUGUUAGGCGGAAGACACUGCUAACUGCAACAGGAGAAACCAUAAGCUACAAAUAUCUCAUAGUUGCAACAGGUGCUCGGAAUGCCAUAUUUGAUGCUGGGCCAAGAAGAUAUGUAUUUUGUUCGUUUUCUUUUAUUGUGUUGGAAGUGGCAUUGAGGCUUGAAGAGUUCGGAGUUAAUGGAUUAGAUGCAGCUAAUGUGUGCUAUCUGCGAGACUUGGCUGAUGCAGACAGACUUGUGAAUGUGAUGCAAUCCUGUAGUGGUGGAAAUGCUGUUGUUAUUGGUGGAGGCUAUAUAGGAAUGGAAUGUGCUGCAUCGUUGGUGAUUAACAAAUUGAAUGUGACAAUGGUUUUCCCUGAGGCGCAAUGUAUGGCCCGCUUAUUUACCCCUAAGAUUGCUAGUUAUUACGAAGAAUUUUAUCAGUCCAAAGGGGUGAAGUUUGUGAAAGGAACCGUUCUGACAUCAUUCGAUUUUAGCUCGGACGGAAAGGUCACCGCGGUCAACCUCCGUGACGGCUCGAAACUCCCGGCCGACAUGGUGGUGGUCGGCAUCGGCAUCCGUCCCAACACGAGCCUCUUCGAGGGACAACUCACCAUGGAGAAAGGUGGCAUAAAGGUGAACGGCAAGAUGCAAUCGAGCAACCCCUCCGUCUACGCCAUCGGCGACGUGGCAUCCUUCCCCGUCCUCACCGUCGGCGGCGAGACUCGCCGCCUCGAGCACGUCGACUCCGCCCGCCGCUCGGCCCGCCACGUCGUGGCCUCCGUGACGGACGGCCCGGAGAUUUCACCCGACUUCGACUACCUGCCCUUCUUCUACUCGCGCGUCUUCACCCUGUCGUGGCAGUUCUACGGGGACAACGCUGGGGAGGCGGUGCACUUCGGGGACUUCUUUGCGGGGCCCACGCUGGGGGCGUACUGGGUGAACAAGGGGAGGGUGGUGGGGUCGUUUUUGGAAGGGGGGACCAAGGAGCAGUAUGAGGCGGUGGCGAGGGUGGCGAGGGUGAGGCCGAGGGUGGAGGAUGUUGGGGAGCUCCAGAGGCGGGGAUUGGAUGGAGAUUUGGACUAUAUGGGUCGGACGAUUGGUGAUGGGCUAAUGUUUUGUUGGGAAAAGCUGUGGGUAAAUGUUAAGAGUGGUGGUUGA
Striga asiatica is the source of this 1658-nucleotide messenger RNA. The record is from the annotation of a GenBank genome assembly. Lineage: Eukaryota; Viridiplantae; Streptophyta; Magnoliopsida; Lamiales; Orobanchaceae.